AGCAGGAGGGCUGAUUACACUCCCGUAAGCUUACUACACUGUGUACUGGACACACUCUACGUAAUGCUGAGGGAGCUUCCUCACUCUCUCGGGCUGGACUGCAGUGCGUCUGCGUCGGCUCGCCCUCCCCUCCCCCCUCGCCCCCCAGCCAUGGCCUCACGAAUAGGGCUGCGGCUGCAGCUGAUGCGAGACCAGCUGCAGCAGGAGAGCAGCAGGCGGAGCGGCAACUGCAGCAGAAUGGGCGCUGCAGUACAUGCAACAGCAGCGUAAUGUUGCCCCCAGCACCCAGCCCUUGCAUCAACGCUCCACAACACUUGCCAGAGCAUGCAGGUGCCUGUGGAGGUCCUCAAGGUGCAGACUCACCUGGAGAACCCUACAGACUACCACAUUCGCCAGUCCCAGAGACAACAGGUGAAGGAGUACCUCUCCACCACCUACGCCACCAAGCAGACGGUGCAUGCAGUAACAGGGGUGGUCCAGCCAUCCCCUCCCCCCACUCUGGCCCCCCCGGGGGCCUCUUCCUCGGCCCCCCCUCCUCUCCACUCCCCCCGGCUCCGUACGGAGCAGCUCAUCACAGGAAACAGUGCCCCCAACAGCCCUAUGGCCAUGCUCAACAUCGGCUCCAGCCACGAGAACAACCACGAGAGUAAGAGGGAGAUGUACCCAGAGAAGGACGAAAGGAGGAAGGAGAUGAAUAAGACGUAUGCCAUCGUGGAGGUGAUAGAUGGGGAACAGAUCCAACUGCUCCCUCUGUCCAGCAGUCACCUGGACGUGUACACGGGCCCUGGGAUGACCGGUCAAUCCAUCGCCAUGACCAGCAACUCCUGCCCUGCCAACCUGGCCAUCAAACGAGAGCUGACGGAUGCAGAAGCCCGUGCGAUGGCCAAGGAGAGACAGAAGAAAGACAACCACAACCUGAUUGAGAGGAGGAGGAGGUUCAACAUCAACGACCGGAUUAAAGAGCUGGGCGGUAUGAUCCCCAAAACCAAUGACCUGGACGUGCGCUGGAAUAAGGGCACCAUUCUGAGGGCUUCAGUAGAGUACAUCAAGCGGAUGCAGAAGGACAUGCAGAGGACCAGAGAGGUGGAGAACAACUUCAAGAGGAUGGAGAUGGCCAACAAACAGCGAGUUAGAGAUGCAGGCUCGUCUGCACGGCCUCCCCAGCUCCUCUCCCUCUGGGAUGGGUUCUGGGGACCUGAUGGGUUCCUACAUCAAACAGGAGACCAGCCCUGAGGAGAAGCUCCACCAGCAGCAGGCUCAGGCCCAGGGCCAGCAACACCUCCACCACCCCCAGUCCCACCACCUCCAGCCUCAGCAGGGCCAGCUCAGGCAGCUGCCCCCUCUGCCCCCUCACCUCCAGCCCCAGCUUCCCCUCCAGUACUCAGCCGUGGGCAGCUCCCAGCCCUUUGACUUUGCCCAGUCGCUGGACUUGUGUGACGGGGUGCCUGGCUUCCCAGAGGGCCUGUCGGGGCUUGGGGAGCUGGGCGGCCUUGGUACCCAAGGCAGGAGAGGCGAGCUGGGCUUCCUGAUGAUGGACGAGCCCCUGUCUCCUCUGGGUGGAGACCCCCUGCUCUCUGCCAUGUCCCCUGAGGCCUCGGUCGACUCCAGCCGCAGAUCCAGCUUCAGCAUAGAGGAUACAGAUAUACUGUAGAUGGAUUAUACACACACACACACUGUAGAGCCACACACAUAGUGUGUACACAUACACACAUAUGGUACGUAAUGUACACAGUAGAAAUAGACCCAGAGCACUGAUAUACUGUGACAUGUGUAUGCUCUGUUCAACAACCCUGCCAGCAUACAUUUGCACUCUAAACUCCCUCACACACACUCCAAGCACGCUGUACAAACACUGAUACACACUUACACACACAAACGUGACAUUCUCAUAGAUGCACACCCUUUUUAGCACUCGUAUAGAUACACAUUCAACAGCAAUAUGAGAAAUGAAACCACGUUUCAGAUUGAAAUAAUUGUGUUCUACCACUGUAAAUAUCAGAGCACCUCUGAAUGAUAAACAAUCUAUUACACGCACGCACGCACGCACACACACGCGCACAGCAUAGACAAAUUCUAGUUCACUCUAACACAGAAGAGCCCCUGUUAUUUGAAGGGAAAUAUGUGAGGCACUGACAAAGGUUUGAGACACACAGACCUCGACCCCAUACUUUGUAAAACACACUGGCAUGACCUCGAGUCUGCAAGCUACUGCCUUCUCCUGUGUCACCUAUGACCUUUAGCCUUGUGGGUACUGCCAAGUCCACUCCAUGACCUCUGACCCCUGUGUGAACUCUGAAAGUUGAGGAGAGAGGUGUUGUAGCGAUGCAAGGGGUUAUAUAGCUCCACAGGUUUCUAAGUAGUGCCACUGUGUAGCAUCAUAGGGUGCUAUGUAGCGACUCAGGGAUCUUCUGUAUCCCUGACCCAAACCUGCCAAUGGGCCUUGUGUUAGCCACCUGAAGCCCCACUCUCUCUGGCUGAGAUGGAGGGUGGGGAGAGGGUGGGAGAGGGUUGUCUUUUAGUAAGUUGUACUGUAUAGUUAGGAGAGAGAGGAGCAGUCAUAGAGAUUGGCUUAGAUAACCCAGUAAUGUCAUUGUCUCCACUGUAACACACACACACACACACACACACA
Molecule: messenger RNA, 2629 nt
Organism: Salvelinus sp. IW2-2015
Lineage: Eukaryota; Metazoa; Chordata; Actinopteri; Salmoniformes; Salmonidae
Source: RefSeq, a predicted model, not a curated record